AUGAAGGAUGAGAUAUUCCAUGUGCCACAGACACAGAGAUACUGUUCAUUCGACUUCUACACUUGGGACAACAAGAUUACUACCUUGCCUGGACUUUAUGUCUUGGCUACAUUGGGAUCUCAUGUGUUGCGAGUUGUUGUUCCUAUCAUGCCAUUCUGCUCCACUCAAUCACUGCGUCUAUUCAAUGCAUUGAUGAUAGUACCGGGCUUCUAUCUUGUAUAUCUUUGUCUAAUCAAACAACAAAGACAUCAACAAGGCAACACUUUGUCAGCACUACGUGCACUUUCAAUCAUACUACAUCCACUUCACUUCUUCUUCCAUCAACUCUACUACACAGAUGUAGUAUCCACUCUCUCCGUCCUACUUGUAUACUAUACUCAUCUUGAAGAGAUGUACACUCUAUCUGCAUUGAUUGGACUAUAUAGUGUAUUCACUAGACAAACCAACAUCAUAUGGGUAUUCUUUGUUGCCUUGUUGUCCAUACUCAACUUGCGCGAGAAGUCGAGGAGGAGCAAUGUCAAGACGAUGCAGCGAACAAACAUCUCACUGUUGGACGACUUACAGGACUUUGUGAUGUUCACCUUGUGGAAUGUACCUCUGGUCAUUAGACGACUGUGGGGAUACGUGUUGGUUGGUCUAUCAUUCGUGGCCUUCCUCUAUCUCAACAAUGGCAUUGUAGUUGGUGAUCGCAGUAACCAUGAAUCAUCGUUCCACUUUGCUCAGCUACUCUACUUCUCUCUGUACACUACAUUGUUCAAUGCACCAUCCAUCUUGCUAUCAUUCCUUAAUAGCCACAGAGAGGCUGCACGCGAUCCACUCUCAUUCCUUCGAGCCAUAGGCAACAACCCAACCAUGGCACUUCGUCUAAUCAUAUCAUCAUCAGUAUUCUUCUUCAAGAUGAUUCAACUAUAUACCUAUACACAUAUAUUCAUACUCUCGGACAACAGACAUUAUAGCUUCUAUCUUUGGAAUAGAGUUUUCGUUCCAUAUCCCAACUCAAAGUACUUCCUGAUACCAUUCUAUAUCUAUUCAAUAUGGCAGAUGUGGACAUCAUUGAGAGCGGCCUCCAAGUCAAUGCUCUGGGCACUAUUCUACCUACUUAGCGUAGCGAUCGUACUACUACCCUCACCACUAUUCGAGUGUCGUUACUUCAUUGUACCAUUCAUGAUAUAUCAACUCAAUUCAUUCACAUCAACAUCAUCAACAACUGUUAUAACUUCCAAACCAUCUUCCACCUCCUCCUCCACCUCAUCAUCCUCCAACUCCUCACAACUUGCAGGAACAAUACUCGACAUUCUAUUUGUAAUUGCAAUCAAUGCUGUAUCGAUUUAUGUAUUCAUCAAGUAUCCAUUCAAGUAUCCCGAUGGAACUGUCGGAAGGUUCUUUUGGUGA
Acytostelium subglobosum LB1 is the source of this 1392-nucleotide messenger RNA. RefSeq lists its product as hypothetical. The transcript is spliced from 3 exons. Gene Ontology annotation, biological process: protein N-linked glycosylation; dolichol-linked oligosaccharide biosynthetic process. Gene Ontology annotation, cellular component: endoplasmic reticulum. Bases 1 to 1392 code for a protein of 463 amino acids. The record is from RefSeq and is a predicted model, not a curated record. Gene Ontology annotation, molecular function: dolichyl pyrophosphate Glc2Man9GlcNAc2 alpha-1,2-glucosyltransferase activity. Lineage: Eukaryota; Evosea; Eumycetozoa; Acytosteliales; Acytosteliaceae.